Papaver somniferum (opium poppy) is the source of this 1206-nucleotide messenger RNA. Its product is annotated as sec14 cytosolic factor-like. The coding region runs from base 149 to 970 and encodes 273 amino acids. The transcript is spliced from 7 exons. Lineage: Eukaryota; Viridiplantae; Streptophyta; Magnoliopsida; Ranunculales; Papaveraceae. The record is from RefSeq and is a predicted model, not a curated record.
UCUAUCAUCUUCAUGUGGUGCACGGCUCUCCUCACUUGUGCUGUCUAACACUCUUACCUUACUUCUGGUCAAGACUCAAGACAUCAUACUUCAAAAGUCACAACUCCAACAAACUCUCUAACUCUUUCUGCAAAACAUCAGAAUCAUCAUGGAGGAAAAACAUGAAAUUGCAGUAACCCAAAUGAGGAAAUCUGUUGAAAAGCUUGGAUGCUCAACUGAGAACUAUAAUGAUUUGACACUCAUGAGGUUCUUAAUUGCAAGAUCAAUGGACAUAGAAAAGGCUGCUAAAAUGUUCACUCAAUGGAAAAAGUGGAGGGAUGAUUUUUUGCCAUCGGGUUUCAUUCCUGAGAGUGAAGUACCAGAUGAAUUGGGUUCUAGAAAGGUUUAUUUGCAGAUACCUUCUAGUAAUGCACCCCAUCACCAUCCUGUUGUGAUUGUCAAGGCUAACAAACAUUUCUCAUCCAAAGAUCAACUUCAGUUCAAAAAGUUUGUAGUACAUUUUUUGGAAAAAUCAAUUGCUAGCUCUUUCGUUGAGGGUAAAGAGAAAGGGGACGAGAAGCUGAUGGCGAUUCUGGAUUUGGGAAAUAUCACUUACAGAAAUGUCGAUCCUCGUGCUUUGAUUACUGGUUUCCAAUUCUUGCAGGGGAGGGACAAAUUGAUCCAUUUUUACCUAGUAAGCAAGAAAUAUGUAUGUUGCAUCAAGUCUGCUCCGAAUUACUAUCCAGAGAGAUUGGCAAAGUGUUAUAUAAUAAGUAUGCCCUGGUUCUUUGUUAGUGUCUGGAAGAUGGUUUCUGUUUUCUUAGAGAAAACGACACUGGAGAAAAUUGUUAUAGUGGGCAAUGAUGAAGAGGAACGAAAGAGCUUCAUAAACGAAAUUGGAGAGGAUACUUUACCUGAGGAGUACGGUGGUUUAGCCAAACUUACAGCAAUUCAAGAUGUUACAAUUCACCACUUACCGGAAUCGAAUUAGUAAAAAAUUUAGUAUGUAAUAUUGUUCUCCGGUAACUAUUCUUUUCUUCAAGGAAUUAAUAAACAGCAUGAGCAGCUGCUAGGAAUGAAAUUAAAUAGAUUGCGUAUCACGGCUGUAAUAUUUGAGUGGAAUAAAGCUUAAAUUACCUCCAGGUUUGAGGCCUAUGGAUUUUAUUUGAGGCAUGUUACUAAAAGACAAAAAGGGUCAUUAGAAAUUAAUUUGGGAUUUUUAACAAA